UUUUAAACGAGUGGGUGCAGCUGUAGUUCUUCUUUCUUCGGUAAUUUACAUUUUUACGUGUAAUUUCUCAUUGUCGCACGACCAUGGCCCAAGAAAAGGUUCCCAAGAUCAAGCUAAACAACGGCGCCGAGAUUCCCGCCUUCGGACUCGGCACCUGGAAGUCCAAGCCCGGCGAGGUGACCAAUGCCGUGAAGGAUGCCAUCGACCUGGGCUACAGACACAUCGACUGUGCCCAUGUGUACGGAAACGAGCAGGAAGUUGGCGCAGGAAUUGCUGAGAAGAUCAAGCAAGGCACCUGCAACAGGGGAGAACUUUUUGUCACCAGCAAGCUCUGGAACACAUUCCACCGUCCUGACCUGGUCUUGCCUGCGUGCAAGCAGACCCUGAAGGACUUGGGCCUGGAAUACCUGGACCUCUACCUGAUCCAUUGGCCUGUUGGAUACAAGGAGGGAGAGAACAAGUUCCCUCAGGACGACGCUGGGAACAUCCUAUUCAGUGACGUGGACUACGUCGACACCUGGCCUGAGAUGGAGAAAUUAGUCGAAAGCGGCCUUGUCAGGUCGAUUGGCCUCUCUAACUUCAACAGUGAGCAGAUCAAGCGGGUCCUUGACAUCGCUAAGAUCAAGCCAGUCGUUAACCAGAUUGAGUGCCACCCAUACUUGAACCAGAAGAAGCUGAUGCAGUUCUGCAAGGAGCACAACAUCGUUGUCACCGCUUACUCUCCGCUGGGCUCUCCUGACCGCCCGUGGGCCAAGCCAGACGACCCCCAGCUCCUGGAGGACAAGAAACUGAAGGAGAUGGCGCAACGCUUGGUAAGGAGCCCUGCGCAGGUUCUUAUUCGUUACCAGCUUCAAAGGGGCAAUGUCGUCAUCCCGAAGUCUGUGACCAAGUCUCGAAUUAAUGAAAACCUGGAUGUGUUUGACUUUGAGCUCUCAAAGGAGGACAUGGAGUAUUUGGACACCUUCGAUUGCAAUGGGCGCAUCUGUCCCAUCCUCCCAGCGAAGGCGAAUCCUCACUACCCAUUCAACAUUGAAUUCUGAAGAAUCCUCAAGGUGCAGGUGGAAGAAAAAAAAUCAAAUUGGGUGAUUGAAAUUUAUUUACUUUUGAUUGACGAUUUAAUCGUGAAAUAAAUCAAAUCUUUUUAUUGUUCGCAAAAUA
This is a messenger RNA of Cloeon dipterum, 1158 nucleotides long. Its product is annotated as aldo-keto reductase family 1 member B1-like. NCBI's taxonomy places the organism in Eukaryota, Metazoa, Arthropoda, Insecta, Ephemeroptera, Baetidae. The transcript is spliced from 7 exons. Gene Ontology annotation, cellular component: cytosol. Bases 84 to 1040 code for a protein of 318 amino acids. Gene Ontology annotation, molecular function: aldose reductase (NADPH) activity. The record is from RefSeq and is a predicted model, not a curated record.